Molecule: messenger RNA, 1986 nt
Organism: Melopsittacus undulatus (budgerigar)
Lineage: Eukaryota; Metazoa; Chordata; Aves; Psittaciformes; Psittaculidae
Gene: TSNAXIP1
Product: translin associated factor X interacting protein 1
Cellular component (GO): cytoplasm
Source: RefSeq, a predicted model, not a curated record
AUGAACAACAGCUACCAGGGGUUUGUUCAGAGGUGUUGCCAGCUGCAGCAAAAAGAUUAUCUCCUUUCAAUCAUUCAGUUUUUGAUUAAAGGCCGUUGGUCCAUGUGGCCUACAUUUGCAGCUGGACAGACAGUGCUAAGGAAUCACAAACCCUGCUGCACCCCAAAGGAGAGACAAGCUCACAAUAAACAGGCCCUUCUUAGCAUUCCAAAGCCACCAUUGGAGCAAAUGGAGUCCUGCUUAAAGAAGGAGCUGUAGGCUCUUGACUGGACUAAAGAGAACACUCAAGAACUGAAGUUACAGCCCUACAGAGAGGUCUUUGAGUUCUUCAUAGACAGCUUCAAGACCUAUAAACCCUUGCUGUCCACUAUAAGGAAUGAAGUAACUUUGGCUUAUCAGAAGAAAAUGAUCUGUGAACUAGAGUCCCUGAAGGCAAUGGUUGCAACUGCCUCAGAGGAGUAUACCCUGCAGAUACUGACACUGCAAGAAAAGCAGAAAGAGAAAAUAAGAAUACUAGAGCAAGAAAAGCAACAUUUGUUAAAGAUCAUUGGCCUCAUAAAGGAAGAAAAGAAUUUUCUUCACAUUCAGGUGGAGUGUCUGCAGGCAAGUGUAGCUGAGGAGUAUUCCUGCUAUCUCAAUAAGCACAGUGCCCGCAAACUUCUUCUGGAAAAACUGAAUUAUAUGAAUGCACAUCUGGACAUGAGACCUCACCAAGAACAAGUGGCUGUUGUCAAGGGUGAACAUGUGGUGAAGUUAACUCUGGUAUUGAAGGUAGUCCGGCAGGACCUCACAAAAGUCCAUGCAAUGCUGAACCAAGUGAAAGCAAGCUAUGGAGAUUAUGUGCCCAGAAGAGAUUUUGAAUCACUGGAUUAAAAAUACUCCAACUUACUUCAGGAGAAUAAGUGUCUGACAGCUUGCACUGGAGAUGCACAGGAGCAAUGCCAAGUCACAUGCAGGAUAGGACAAAAACUGCAGAAGAAUUUUGAUCAGCUCCAUAAGGAAUAUGAACCACUUCUGGAAAUCCAAAGAGAGACUGCAGAAGAGCAAGACAACUUCCAUGCUGAACUUCCACAAGUUGAGCACAACAGCACACCCUGGCCAAAAUGGCAAAGUGUUCAGGUGCCAAAUGAACUUAGUAGUGGUUUGCUUAAGUGUCUUCUUGCUGUUACAGAGGUGAUUUCUGUGGGGAUUGACCAAUGGCAUCAUCAGGCUGAAGUGAAGACCAGCUAUGAGCUCGUGGAUGUGCUGCUUGAAGGAAUAGGAACAAGAGGAAAAGGUGACAAUGUUUCUGUGUACCUGAGGCAUUAAAGUGAAGUCACGAACAGCAAGCUGACUAAGAAGGAUAUGGUGAACAUCCUAAAGGAUGUCUGGAAGGAGAAAAUUGCACUAGAACAGCAGCUUUGGAAGCGAUCCCGUCUGCCCGAGUUCUUUCUCAGCUACCUCCAGAAGCAGUAUGGAGAUGCUGCUGCCAUGAAAUGGUUUUAUACCCUCUUUGAGAACAUGUGGCUCUGUUGAUCAAACCACAUUCUGACCUCAACUUUUGCUGUAUUCACUGGGCAGGUUGUUCCUGAAACAGCUCAUGUUUUUUCUCUGUGUGGUGUCUGUGAAGAUCAUGCCCAUGAAGUUAGGGAGGUGAAGGCAGAUGAUCUGAAAACUGCCUUCUGCACAAUCGAUACUGAUAUUGAUGAUCAGACACUGGAUACCUAUAUUGUGACUUAUCAGGUCCAAACAGAUGAGCCAGCCCAAAAAGUUGUGCCUGUGGAAACUGUCCUUCAGAGACUGACUGCUGCCGAUGUGAGAUGAGUAGGGCCCUCACCCAGGCAGCAGAAGAUAGAGAGAGGCCAGAACAUUUGCACUGGUCUCCUGCACACCUACUGUGGGAUUGCACUGUACUCCCCCAAGGAGCAGCUGCUCAUCCGUGCAGAUGAAGACAUCAUGGGCAGCAUCCUGCAGCUCUCCAGAGCUACAGAAAGGCCAGCAAGCUGA